Haliotis rubra (blacklip abalone) is the source of this 887-nucleotide messenger RNA. RefSeq lists its product as uncharacterized. The transcript is spliced from 4 exons. The record is from RefSeq and is a predicted model, not a curated record. Bases 67 to 672 code for a protein of 201 amino acids. Lineage: Eukaryota; Metazoa; Mollusca; Gastropoda; Lepetellida; Haliotidae.
CUUGUCGCGGGGUCCAGUUGGGAUUGGUGACCAGAUCGGACAUACCAAUUCUUCCAUCAUCAAUAGAUGACAUUUCAAGAUGGCAGCGGCCGAAACGCCGACAUCUGGGCGACACUCACCGGCGUGUAUAAGGGUGGGUCAGCCCCGGAACAGGUGUACGGGAUUAUCUAUGUUUCCGGCUUGAACAGGACCUUUAACAUCACCCCGACGGCAGCCAAUAUUGGGUUUGAAUACCCAGUGAGCAAGAUCUUCUCUGCAGCUGAUCCAACAAAGCAGUACGACUUCAGCGACAGCAAACCCUUCACCAUCCCGCCAUGCCAACUGGAAUUCUGCAUGUACUAUACGUCACCAGUUAUAAAAUAUAAAAAUAGAGAAGUUCUCGUCCUGGGUGAAUUGGAAAAGUGGGUACCAAUGUCUCACAACAGGAUCGUUAAUGUCACCGUCGGCGACGUCAUCACUGUCCACGUCAAGGGUCAGGCGGGAGAGAGUGUUGAGAUGUGGUUUGCCGAUGAUGUACGGUUCGGUGCUUUGAAAACUAUUAUAGGGACAGACGGCCUGGGUAGUAUCAUAUAUGAAAUAAAAUCUCAUCCUGUUAACAACUCUGACCUCAGAAGAGCUUCAACGGUUGCUGUUGUCAUGGGUAUCCUAGCAACAAUGAUGCUCAUGAUGUAAGACGAAACUGACUGCAUUGUUGCUGGUUGGUCGACACAAGGCCAAAACUCCAUCUCAUCUCAUUGGGUUAAUUCUGUAUUAAUAAGCAGUUACAUUUUGAUGGUAUACUACUUUUUCCUUUAAUGUGACAGAGAUAUCCGUACCGUUCGAUUGGGUGUUUUUGUUCUUUUAAAGCUUGGUGCGGAUUUGAACUGAACCAUUCUGUCCUUCCAAAG